Pseudophryne corroboree (corroboree frog) is the source of this 1660-nucleotide messenger RNA. It is a transcript of the gene DHODH, whose product is annotated as dihydroorotate dehydrogenase (quinone). Bases 8 to 1360 code for a protein of 450 amino acids. Gene Ontology annotation, biological process: pyrimidine ribonucleotide biosynthetic process; 'de novo' pyrimidine nucleobase biosynthetic process. Gene Ontology annotation, cellular component: cytoplasm; mitochondrial inner membrane. Lineage: Eukaryota; Metazoa; Chordata; Amphibia; Anura; Myobatrachidae. Gene Ontology annotation, molecular function: dihydroorotate dehydrogenase activity. The record is from RefSeq and is a predicted model, not a curated record. The transcript has 9 exons.
CCACAUCAUGACCACAGGAAAUGAACAUGCUGGGAGGGUAGAUGCUAGAUCCAAGUGGACUAAAGGACCUCUGAUGUCAUGGGGAGGAGUAAGGUCGGCGGGCUGGGCUAGCACUUUCACUACUGCAAAGGAAACUAGAGACACUGCCAUGCUGGGAGCCCAUGUGAAGCGGCGAUUGAAGGAUGCUAUCAUUGUGCUGGGAGGCGGCGGCCUUCUGUUCUCCUCCUAUCUUACUAUAAAAGGGGACGAGCAUUUCUAUGCAGAGUAUUUAAUGCCAGCAUUACAGAAACUGGUGCCCCCUGAGCUAGCCCACGUACUAUCUAUAAGGUGUGUGGCUCUUGGCCUGGUCCCACGAUGCAGACAGCGUGAUCUGCAACAACUGGAGAUGACGGUACUAGGUCACAAGUUCCGGAACCCGGUGGGCAUAGCAGCUGGGUUUGAUAAGCAUGCAGAGGCUGUGGACGGACUCUUCAAAAUGGGCUUUGGUUUUGUAGAAAUUGGAAGUGUUACACCAAAUCCUCAGGAUGGAAACCCAAGGCCUAGAGUGUUUCGCCUUCUGCAAGACAAAGCGAUUAUCAACAGAUAUGGGUUUAACAGUCACGGUAUAGAAGCUGUACACCGACGACUGCUGGAGAGGAAUGAGAAACAGAAGAUGCUUACAUCCGAGGGAAUGCCACUUGGUGUAAACCUGGGGAAGAAUAAGACAUCUGAGGAUGCCGUGGCUGAUUACACAAAGGGAGUGCAGGAACUCGGACCUCUCGCCGAUUAUCUUGUUAUCAAUGUAUCAAGUCCAAAUACGCCGGGCCUGAGGGACUUACAGGGCAGAGAGCAACUACACCACCUUCUGACCAACGUAGUGAAAGCCCGAAACGCCCUGCCAUGUGGACACAGACCGUCGCUACUUGUGAAGAUAGCACCUGAUUUGUCUCUACGCGAUAAGGAGGAUAUUGCCAGCGUGGUGACAGAGCUUGGUAUUGACGGUCUCAUUGUCACUAACGCCACAAUCAGUCGGCCCUACACCCUCAAGGACCCCCAGAGAAGUGAGACUGGCGGGCUGAGCGGAGUUCCACUGCGAGACAUGGCCACAGAGACUGUGAGAGAGAUGUAUGCGCUGACCUCAGGUAAAAUUCCAAUCAUUGGAGUAGGGGGUGUCAGCUGUGGUCUGGAUGCCCUCCAGAAGAUCCGCGCAGGGGCCUCUCUUGUUCAGCUGUACACAGCGCUCACUUACCAAGGUCCCCCCAUUAUAGGAAAAGUAACUCGGGAACUGGAGAAGUUGCUUAGUGAGCAAGGCUUUUCCAGUGUCUCGGAAGCCGUGGGUGCCGAUCAUAGGAAACAAAUACAGAAUUCAGCUAAAUCAUAAGGAACCUCCUGGUCUUCGAUGAACUCAGCAGAAAGUAGCCUUAAAAAGAAGGCCGAUCUGGAGAACACGAUGGAUGAAGAUCAGGCCCUUGAGAAUGUUGCUUCCUGCAUUUCCAUUAUUGGUACGGGAUGAGUUCUUAACACCACAGUGGUUAGCCUAAGUGUUGCGAUUUAAUGUGUAAGCCCCUGUGGUUGUGCAGUCACCUAGGAAUGUUACAACUUACUAGUUCUUUGAACUUUAAGGCUCUUUUUAGCAAGGCUGAAAAGCACUGAUAAUCUUAAUAAAAAUGAAUUGAAUACA